Phytophthora nicotianae INRA-310 is the source of this 1540-nucleotide messenger RNA. RefSeq lists its product as hypothetical. The transcript has 7 exons. The record is from RefSeq and is a predicted model, not a curated record. Bases 99 to 1382 code for a protein of 427 amino acids. Lineage: Eukaryota; Oomycota; Peronosporomycetes; Peronosporales; Peronosporaceae.
CUGAAACACGCGCCUGUUUCUUGCUCAAUAAAUUGAGCCAAGUACCGUGGGUGCCGCCAGACAAGCGCGUCUGUGAUUUCUCUUCAUUCUAUCGUCGCAUGCUUAUCGACUCACAGGACGACGUGGUGGACGAGAGCUGCUCCUCCCAGUUCGACUCCGGUUCAUUGCCUCCAAUGAUGGCCUCCAUGCGUGCGGAGUUGCCGCGUCCAGAGGUGUUGGACAAGAGCAAAAGCAGCAGUACUAUCGACUUCCGAGGGUCCAGCGCGAGCACUAGUGGCGCCUGUUCGUGGCGUUCCCACAUCCAGCGGGACGAGUCUGAACCACCCAAACGCGCCGGUAGUGAAUGGAACUGCAGGAACUCGAAGACGCGGCAAUCCGCGUCCGCAAUGGUGUUGGCCCGGAAGCGCAAGCGCGACGAGCAGCGCAAGCUGCUGAACUCUAAGAAACAGUGCACAGACAGCGACUGUAGCGAGUACACUGCCGGUGACAGUGAACAAGACAGCCUGGAUAUGGAAGAGCAGCUCACCGCCUUUGUGGAAUAUAACUCGACGGACAUGGACAGCCUGGACAUUAAUCCGAGCCAAGACUUUGACGGCGAUGAAGAGCAAGAUAUAGCAACGCAAGCCUCUCAGUAUAUGCAGACGUGUAGCUGGCAAGACGUCACGGAUGUGAACCAAUUUCAGGAAGAAGCAUCGGAAGUUUUUGACAACAUUAUUUAUGCCUCCCGAGCUGCCUCGAUCUCUGAUGGUAGUAGUAAAUCUACUACACACUGUAGACCACAAGAACAAGGAAUCGCUUGUUCAUCUUUCCUACCGAUAGCUAUCCCGGAACAGAGGGCUGUAGUGGAGCCCCCUUCCGAUGAUAGUGAGGGUUCGUUGAGCGACGGAUUUGAUGUCGCUGUAAACCUCGUAAGUAAGACAAAGACAACGUCUCGACCCUCAAAUGUGGAAACGAGUAAUGGAGUAAGCCCGAAAGCAGCAGCAAAGCCGCAAUGGAAACAACGGCGCUCGGUUAAACGAGAUUGCUCGUUUAUAGACAACUCCAGCAGCUAUUCAGUGAAUGGACGGCUUUUGCUCAUGGCUUCACCUACGCCUGCCACUACAAGUGAGGCCAGCCAGACAUCUUCCGACAGCGUCAUCGAACUCAGGGAUGGCUGCUUUGACUCCAGCGAUGACAUUCAAGCGGUUCCCGCACGGAGUAAUGACGUGUCUACCAGUGUUCCGACAUCUAUGCCGGCCUCUGUUGACACGAUGACGGUCAUGUCUUCUUCGCUCCCUUCAGGAGCCUCAUAUUCAGGUGCGAUUCAACCGCGUCUCGUGAGGAAGCGAAGGAAAGUCGGACAGCUCACGCUGGACGGCUUUCUCCGGUCAAAGAUGCCCUGAGCUGUAUAGUAUUAGGACAUGUGGCAGCUUUUUGAAUAUUGCUUUCGUGUGGAUAGAGCCUCAACCACAGUGGGCACGUAGAUAAGAUAACAUAAUUUUUUGAAGUGAAUGCAAAACUGAAACUGGUCAUAAGAAAAAUGGCGGGAAAAGUUUGGCGC